UUCAGAUGUGAUAGGAAAUACAACUUAUAGUAAUGGGAGGAAUACGCUUUCUUUGCAUUUUACCGUCAUAUUUUUUUGUUUUAAACAUUUUGAUUGCGAAAUUUAAUUUAAUUCAAACACAAAGUAAUGGCCCAACAACUGAAAGAUGUCCUGAGGGAUAUAUUCUUUACACAAAUCAAUUAUGCUAUCCGAAGGGAAAUUCGAUGAAACGAUGUCCAGACGGAUAUAUUCGUUACACGAACGAAUUGUGCUAUCCAAAAGGAAAGAAAUCGGAUGAAAAGGAGACACAAUUCCAACAAUCAGCAAUCGUUGCCACACUUAUUACAACUGCAUUGCGUUCGCCUGUGGGACAAAAAAAUAAUAGCUGUCCAUACGGUUCUAUUAUGAUCAAAAAUAAAUGUCGCAAAAUUCUGUGCUCCUUGGGAGAAUAUUACAAGGGCUCAUGUUUACAUCCAGUUUGUCCCUCAGGAUUGGUAUGGCGUGGUAAAAAAUGCCAAGAACCAGGGUAUAUCACAACAGUGAUUGAAAUUCAAAAUGAUUUCGUUAGCCAUGUGAAUGAAAACCCAAUUGCCUUGUCAAAGAGCCAUAAAAAUAAUGUUGUAUAUCGUUCAUCAACGACAACCACUCAUAAACCCUUCACUACGUCAGCAAUGCAACAAAAAAAUACAACAAUACCAACAUACGUAUCAACAUCGACUACGACAAACAGUCCAAUAAAUUCCCAACAUAUUGACUGUUGUAAAGUGUUAACUCCGCGGAUUUGCAAAUUAUAUGGUGAAAAAUGGGUGUGUUUCAAUAGAAAAUACCAGCGCUGUGAUAGCCGCAUUUGUGCAUCACCAGUUGUUUAUUUGAAAGCACCUGCAAUUAAGCACGAACCUCCAGUGCUUAUAAUGCCCCCCAAUCCACAACUGACCGACUGUGAAGCAAAUGAUUGUCGCAAUAAUUUAAAUGUUGAUUGUUCUGGGUGCGCUACCCUUCGUUCUGAAAAUUGUUCUCCAUAUUGUUACCAGUACAUUUGUCCAACUGACACUUGUUCUUUUAUGGAUUUAAAUGAAUAUUGCAGUUAUUAUUCAGGACAAAGUGGAUGUUUGCCUACAGACGGUUGCCUUUGGAAUUGGUGCUAAGGAAAUACAUAUAGCACAUUUAUUUAUGUAUAUUUAUCAUUAAUAUGUACAAUCUUAUCUGAAAUUAUCAAAUAUAUGAAAAAACGUAAAUUUUACUUUUAGAUACAAGUUUAUGUAGUAUGUGCUUUAAAAUGGCCCAUAUUUU
This is a messenger RNA of Lucilia sericata (common green bottle fly), 1269 nucleotides long. RefSeq lists its product as uncharacterized. The transcript has 3 exons. The record is from RefSeq and is a predicted model, not a curated record. Lineage: Eukaryota; Metazoa; Arthropoda; Insecta; Diptera; Calliphoridae. The coding region runs from base 33 to 1124 and encodes 363 amino acids.